AUGGCGGCGACGGCGCUGGGCGACCAGCCCAGCGGGGCAGCGGGCGCAGGCUCGCCCAAGGCCGGUCAGGGUGGACCUGGCGAGGUGGGCGGUGGCGGCGACGGUGAGCCGGGCUCGCCCACGCCGGGCGUGGCGGGCGUAGCGGGCGUGGCGGGCGUGGUGGGCGUGGUGGUGUCGGGUACGGCGUCGGACCGCGGGGCGGCGUCGGGCGGAGCGCCCGCCCGCGACUUUGCCUCGCGCGAGGCCGAGCUUGUAGCGCGGCGGCAACGGCCGGGCGCCGAUGCCGAGCGGUACGCGCCGUGUUUUGCAGACUCGACGACACUGUUCCGGACAGCGGCUGCCGGCGUCCUGCCCAAGUACGACGUGGUGGAAGGCCGCCGCCGGCGGCGGCGGUUCUUUACCACCCGCGCCCGGCUGCUUGCCGAGGAGCAGCUCGAUGUCGAUGACGAAGGGGCCGAGCCGCGCGAUGGGUCCUCCGGCGGCCCGGCGCCUGCUCGGCGACCGCGUAAGGUCUUUGUGCUGGGCGCUGUGCCCAAGACAAGAGCCAAGGUUGCCCUCGACCGCAGGCUGCGCCGCGCCCGCGAGGAGGAGCGCGGCGUGUACGAGCCGUCGUCGUGGGAGACCAUGGACUGCGAGCUCGACGACGACUCGUCGAUCCGCACCCUCGCCUCGCGCUCGGCGCUCGACGCCCGCAUCCGCUGGGAGGCUUCGCGCCGCAUCGACGGCGCCCACUCGCGCGAGCACUCGCCGCCGCGGGUCGUCGACCCGCUCGACGCCUCCAACAAGAUUCGCAACGCCCUGAAGAUCAGGCGCAUGCGCGUCUACCUCGACCGCCUCCGCGCACGCAAGGCCUACAUUGUCGACAACCACCGCGAGGAGCAGGGCGCCGUCGAGCUCGUCUUUGCCCAAAAGUACGGCGCCUCGUUUGACGACGUCAUCGCCGAGAUGGCCAAGUCCGGCGAGCCUGUCGAGCUUCCAUGAUGU
Messenger RNA from Thecamonas trahens ATCC 50062, 984 nucleotides. RefSeq lists its product as uncharacterized. The record is from RefSeq and is a predicted model, not a curated record. Lineage: Eukaryota; Apusomonadida; Apusomonadidae. The coding region runs from base 1 to 981 and encodes 326 amino acids. The transcript has 2 exons.